AUGGCAAUCUCCAUGAAAGCUUUGGUUGUUGUUGGUCUUGUAGUGGUAGGCCUCAUCUCUAUGGCUUCGGCUGGACCCGGUAUCGCCACUUUCUACACAGAAUAUGUUCCAUCGGCAUGUUAUGGAUUUGAAGACCAAGGAGUGAUGAUAGCAGCAGCAAGUCCUAAAAUAUACAACGAUGGUGCUGCAUGUGGAAGGAUGUACAAUGUCAGAUGCACUGGUCCUACAAACCAAGGUAUACCUCAACCUUGCAGAGGCAAUGGCUUCACUGUGAAAGUUGUGGAUCUUUGUCCUGGAUGUCAAGGAUCGGCCCUUGAUCUCUCUCAAGAGGCUUUCUCUCAGAUUGCCGACCCAGAUGCCGGAAGAAUCCACAUCGAAUUCAAUUAG
This is a messenger RNA of Tripterygium wilfordii, 387 nucleotides long. RefSeq names its product EG45-like domain containing protein. The coding region runs from base 1 to 387 and encodes 128 amino acids. The transcript is spliced from 2 exons. Gene Ontology annotation, cellular component: cell wall; apoplast. Lineage: Eukaryota; Viridiplantae; Streptophyta; Magnoliopsida; Celastrales; Celastraceae. Gene Ontology annotation, biological process: systemic acquired resistance. The record is from RefSeq and is a predicted model, not a curated record.